GCACACUCUGUACUGCCGCCUAAUUCCUGUCCGUAUCCCAAACUAAAAGGACUCGACAGCGCAACGACUAAGAAGGACGAGAACUGAACACAAGAAGCAGGACAGAGAUGACCUCGGCGUUUGCGCAGAGCUACGGGCGGAAGCUGUUCUCGAAGCACCUGGAGCAGUACCAGCCCGCGGACCCGCUCUACGAGUACUACACCACCGCCAAGGGCAAGCAGAAGCGGCGCAAGCGCGCGGCGCCGCCCGGGCUGUCCGCGCGCGACGCGAAGAUCCUCAAGUCCGUGCAGCGCCGCGCGCACUACCUCGACAAGGGCUUCCGGGUGUGCGGGAUGCGCUUCGGGUGGACGUUCGUCAUCGGCAUCGUGCCCGGCGCGGGCGACGUCGCGGACGCCGCGCUGAACUACGUGCUCGUCGUGCGCAAGGCGCAGGAGGCCGAGAUCCCCGACUGGCUGCGCACGCGCAUGCUGCUGAACAACGCGGCGUCGAUCGGGCUCGGGCUCGUCCCCAUCGCGGGCGACAUUGCGCUCGCGGCGUUCAAGGCCAACUCGCGCAACGCUGCGUUGCUGGAGGAGUUCUUGCGCAUUCGCGGGGAAGAGUUCCUGAAGGUGAAGGCGGAGCGCGAGGGAGGGGGGCAGGGGGAGGGGCCGAAGAUGAGUGAGCGGGAUCGGAGGGUGGUGAAGCCCGGUGCCGGCGCGGGGAAGGGCGAGGGGAUGGCGGCGGGGGAGGUGGCGGAUCAGGUGAAAGGGAAAGGGAAGGGGAAGAGUAAGAGCACGAAGACGCAAGGACAGGCGGAGGGCCGCUUCGUGGAGAACGUCGAGAGCGGGGCGAGUUCGCCCGGCCGGCCGGUUGCUGCGAGUGGGAGUGGCGCGGGGCCGGAGAGGAAGAAGAGUUGGUGGAGGAAGUGAUCGAGGAGAUACUGCUUGGUUUGGUUCGCUUGGUUGUUUACGUACCCUUUGUUUCUGAGUUGUGCGGAUACUGUACUUGGUGCGGACAGUUUGCUGUAGAUACCCGGUGGUGCAUUGAACAUAGUUGUGAGGCGAGAGAACUCAUCGCGUCCGAGUCGGAA
Molecule: messenger RNA, 1069 nt
Organism: Gloeophyllum trabeum ATCC 11539
Lineage: Eukaryota; Fungi; Basidiomycota; Agaricomycetes; Gloeophyllales; Gloeophyllaceae
Exons: 3
Coding region: 108-908 (266 amino acids)
Source: RefSeq, a predicted model, not a curated record